AUGCCCGCGCCCUUCUCGUUAUGCUGCAGCACCCUCGGAACUGUUGGCUUGUACCUCUACUUUCACCGCUCCAAAGUGGCCGAAGUAUCCAAGGAUACAACCUUUCCGCGCCACAAGCAGACGAGAGCGAGCGGUCAGGGCUCCAACGCGCCUGUUGUUACUGCAGACGCGCCCACCACCGAAGUUAAGGGCAGUUACUACGCCGAGCCCGUUCCAGCCACCGGCGGAGUCGUCAUGCUUCUGUACCCGCAUCUCAACAAGGGCGAACGCGAGCAUCUCGAGAACCUCACCGUGCCACACAACGAGGGUGCGUUUGGCAGGACCAUGAAGCAGGCCGGUGCGUGCGAUCAGAUGAAGAAGAACCGCGAGAGGGGGGAGAGGCUGCAAGAGCGCGAGGAUGUGGACAAGUAG
This is a messenger RNA of Sporisorium graminicola, 411 nucleotides long. RefSeq lists its product as uncharacterized. The coding region runs from base 1 to 411 and encodes 136 amino acids. The transcript is spliced from 2 exons. The record is from RefSeq and is a predicted model, not a curated record. Lineage: Eukaryota; Fungi; Basidiomycota; Ustilaginomycetes; Ustilaginales; Ustilaginaceae.